Dermacentor andersoni is the source of this 6915-nucleotide messenger RNA. RefSeq names its product shavenoid (gene sha). Gene Ontology annotation, cellular component: cell cortex. The record is from RefSeq and is a predicted model, not a curated record. Gene Ontology annotation, biological process: imaginal disc-derived wing hair organization. Lineage: Eukaryota; Metazoa; Arthropoda; Arachnida; Ixodida; Ixodidae.
AUGGCACCCAUCGACCCGCUAUGGUGUCGAGUCAAUCGGACCCAGUACCUGAGCCCAGCCGGCUGGAUCGAGUCGCGGGCUCCGCCCUCCCCAUCGGCCGGAGCCCAGCAGCCGUUCGCGCUCUACCAGGCCAGCAACCGCACUUUCCUCCAGUGGCUGGGCGACGAGCACGAGCGGCGCACGCUUCAGCACAAGCUGCUCUUGCUUCGCGUCCGGUGCGCGGACGAGAGCGGCGCCGUGUUCGAGCCGUGCAUCGCGUUUCGGGCCGGCUGGGCACCCGGCAUAGCGCCCGUCGAGCGACGCACGACGGACUUCACCGUCGUCGGGCUCUGCCUGGGCGUGCUAGGCCUGGCCUACGUCUUGGCGGUGCUCGUCUACCUGCGGGUCCGCCAGGGCAGGGUCAAGUCCACGUUCCGCAGCUACCUGGACGAACAGCCUGCGAACGGGCCGGGCCAAGACCACCACCAGCAGCAGCAGCAGCGGCAAGAGCAGCAGCAGUUCCACGCGUACGACACGCCUCGCAGCUCCGGAAGUGAGUCGUCGACCCGUGACGUGUUCUUCAAGCGGUCCGCCAACUUGCAGCAGCAGCAGCAGCAGCAGCAGCAGCAUGGGAGCGCUACGAGUAGUGGCGACGCUGUCCAGCAGGCGGCGCUGUUGCAGCACAUCGAGUCGAGGAGCUCGGUGCGACGCGCCGCGCUGCAGAUGAACCUCGGGCCCGAGCUGCUCGAGCCGGAAAUGCUCGCGUGUCCGCCGCCGCCGGCGCAGGAGUUUCUGACCAAGGUGCGCGAGAUGGUGGCCGCGGCCAGAGCCAGGCUGCGCAACUUCCGGUUCCGGCCCACCCUCGUCGACAUACCGGAGGACGACUACACGAGCGUGCACCACCACCACCGCCACCAGCAGCUGCAGCACAAUCACCACCAGUUUGCCAAGAGUUCAGACUGCGGCCACAAUCCUACCGGCGUCUGCAAUGGCGCCUGCGCAAGCGCCGUUCGGCACAACCCACUGCUGGGAUCGGACUGCCACAGGUUCUUCGAAGUGAACGAGAGCUUUCAAGACUCGCCCCUCGAGGCUUUGGCUCACGUCUCCCCCUACCCUCCGCGGCCACCUGAACGCCGACGUAAGAAGUCGUGCGGCAAGGAAGCUCCCCAAGGCCGCUUUGACCUCUUCCGGAGGGACUUGUACGAGAAGCUCCAGAAACUCCAGGAAGGACGUCUACAGCCCUCCGGAGUGCGCUGCGAACCCGACGGUAACUCGGACAGCCCCUCCUACGAGAACGUCCUGCCGGCGCCAUUGCCCAAACGCUCCCACCAGGAGGCGCCACCGAGACCACCACCGCGCCUCUGCUCUUCUCCCGCGGAACUGUCGCGACCCGACGACCUGGAAGGUGACAACGUCUCCUCCACGAGCAUCGAGCUGGACUCGCUCUACUCUCCCUGGGACUCGCUGAACUCGAGGAACUUGUCCAAACUGUCGGUUCCGCCCGACCAGACCCUUCUGGAAGGCCUCGACGAGCCCAUCAUCUUCGACUCCCUUCGGGGAACGCGCCCCACGUACAUCGUGAACUCUGGCCGUGAGCUCCAUCCGGAGAUGAUUGUGUCGAUGUCGGGCUCCUUCAAGCCUCCGCGCGCCGGUCUGUACAUGAGCGUGGAGUCGCUGCAGAACUGCAUCAAGACCGGCCCGAGAUUCGCGCCGUGUCGGCGAGGCUUCGACGCGAUGGACGCACUUCGAAGGGUGACGGCAGGCGACAUCGAGUUCAUGCACGUCUGCAGGGGUCAGCUCAGGAGGCGGGACAGUGUCGGCUGCUCGUCGGUGGCCUCGGACAGUCUGGUUCCGUCGCCGUCCGAUUCGGAGUACGAUCCGGACUACUCGGACCCUUCGCCCCGAACUGACGCUAGGGUCGCAGCCGUGCGUCGUGCGAGGCGACGGCUGCGGUCUCGCGCCGAGCGCAGCGGAAAGCACGCGCAGCCUUUGUCGUCGCCUCCUGACGUCACGAUCAUAGAAGUCGGAGACGCGGCGGGAGACAUUCUUAAUGGGAAAGGAAAUUUUGUAACUUUGAUUGAGCUGGACACGUCUGAGAGUUCUAACUGACCGUGGCUCGGCGAACAAAAGAAUACUAAUAAUAGCCCCGUUACAUGAUCACGUCCAGCGCUGUCAGUUUGUAAGCCGAAACCUCUAAAUAAGUUUGUUAUGUUGUUUAACAUCGGCUUACUCAGAUAUGGAUACAGUUUCAAGGAGCGCUUAUCUUUUAACUUUGUAUAUAUAUGAGAGCAUUGCAAGCAAUCAUGGAACAGAAUUAUGUCGGCAUGCCGACACGCGCAACGAAUCUAACGCAGGAAAACGACGUCGCCUGGCCAGCGCGCGCUUUUAACUAAAAUAGAUGUGCACAUAUCCAACGAACAGCGAAUAAAGCCGGCUUAUGUAAUGUGAAGGAAAGCAAACUACAUACAUUUCGCUGAGCUUCUAAAAACUGUUGCGAGAAUUAUAGAUACGUGCGUUGGUUCCUAUAUAUUAUUCACAGGAACGCUUGGCAGGAGUGUUAAGUAGUACUCUAAAUAGCGCUUGUGCAAUAGCAGUACAACCGCUGCUACCGUGAAAAGGACUCGUGGUAAGUCGGUAAUCCGACAUCCUGCAAUAUGCUACGGGCGAUUUAAAUAAUAAUUGCUAAUGCGACAAAAUAAUCCCUAUAUAAAUGAUCACGUGUGUUUCUAAGCUUGAGUUCCUGAUUAGAUGAGGCAUGCUAAAUAUUGCUGCAUUGUCGUAGCGCAUUAUUGUUAAACCACUUACUUCACUGUGCUCCAUGCUCACUGUAAUAGCGGCUUAAAUGCGUUUCGUGUACAUUACCCAAUGACCCCACUCGCGCACGUCCUCACGUCAUCAUAUUGCGUUAUGAACGUGCAUCGACGAGGCAAACUUUUCGGUAUAAUUCGCUGUACUUGAUGCUCGCUGCUCCGAGCGUUGUUGCUCUCAGACUACAGCGUGGACGCCGCACAGUGGAUUAAGUGGGAAUUAUAGGGAAUGCAUUACCGACACAUUUUCUACGCCAAAGCACGCUCGUCGUCAGUGGGACCAUUUAACACCGCGCGUGAAGAGAACCGUGUAAUCGGCAGACCUAAUAUAAUCCGUAGUCCGUUGGCCUCUUCUGGCGCUGACUAACUUUCUAUUGAAAAUUCAGCUUCAAUCGCAUUUCCAGCAUCUUCGGAAACACGAGAAGCAUGCAAGUGCAGAACAAAUAAGGAAUUUUAUAAGUCUUCGGCAAGUUCAGUCAAGUUAACAAAAUGCAAACUUCAUGCGAGAAUUAUGUACAGGAAAGUCCGACAUAAUGACUUCAUGUUAGGCAUACUUAGAAAACACAUAUCCAGUCACUUGAAAUAUAUGACGCUUGUAAAACAUUGUAACACAGACCGAGAUCAAACACUCUGACGUUUAGCUUUGAACUCGUUUUAGUAUUGAAACACCUUACACGUGUUAUGUUUAAACAUGCAGUAAAGGUCCAAUCGGAAGUGUUUCAAAGUGUUUGAGACAUAUUUUAAACAUUGUUGCCACCACUGUUCUUGCUUUCACUAGCGAAGGAGCGGAAAAACAGUCUGGAAUAUUAGACAGUUUUAUCUUGUCCGCAAACCUCUUACCGUUCGCGAUUUACCGUGUCACCAUGCCGAUUUACCAUACGGCAGCGAGAACGCUGGUAGCUACACCUUCUGGCGCGGAAUUCAGCCAUAAUUUACGCAACAUGGCCUCGCAGAUUGGGCAGCGCGUGACGCCUGAUCACGGAGGCCAUGCGCGCAAAGUAGCUACGACCCAUCAUAUUCUACUCAACUGCUGGAGUAAAAUGUUGGUAGCGACGUAACUGUUAACAUGCAAUGGUCUGUUUAUGGCUUUGCUUCACCAACACUCAUGUGACAAAAAAAAAUUUCAUGACGCACUGUUUGUAGGACAAAGCGUCACAAGGUGUUACCAGCUUUGCUACUGGUGUCCGCCGCACCGAUAGCUCGGUAAACGUCAAACGCUAAGAAGAGUGCGACAAGCUGAAAUCUCUAAUUAGGUGGUGUGAUGAGAUUAGGAAAUCUGCAGGUGCAUGGUGCUGUGAACUGGCACAGGACAGAGACAGUUGGAUAUCGCUGAUGAUAACGUUGAUGAUAACCAAGCUGUCAUAAACGAACGGGCCCACACGCUUAUCAUAAGAUGCUUGCCUCGGCUACCAAACGCGCACAACGUAUUUAGAGGCAUGAAUUGAGAGCAACAAGGUUAUCGUAGGUCUACAAAUUGGUGCACCUCCGUCAGGCAGUGUGUCAGAAAUGUAUUCCAUCCAGCUGGUGCACUUUGAAUAAUUUGGCGACGUCGCUCCGACUGUGUACGGCUCCAAACAUUUCACACGUGCUUGGCUCUUGAACACAAUGGUUCAUUGUCUUGCUCUAUACUUCGUCGAGAGUGCUAUACUUGGUUCGGCGCCUUACGCACCUUCAAUAAUUUCCAUUGAAUAAGGUUCAAAAAAGAAAGGACACCAUCACGCACACUCACUGUGCCAUGUAUUGGACAACCGGUUGCAGUGCGGUAUGAGAAGCUGUUUUGCGUUUAUGCAGCGCGGAACGCACCUGAACCCUAGGGCGUAGGUACCAACCUGUGAAUGUCAGAAGUUCUAAAGAUAUCCCUGACAAGGAAAAAAAAAAGAAAAACAAGGGGGAUGAGGGGGAGAUGGCGUAGAGGGGUGAUUACACGCAGACAAGUUUGCCCUAAGCACACUUUCUGUUGGAUGCAUUGAUACAUUACUAACGACUUACCUAUAAACAGCAGAGGUUGAAGACAGCACAGACUACCGAGAUUGACUCCGUAUCAGUGACAUCCUCAGCGAUUCCACCAGUGACGCCAAUUUGGCUCCUUGAGGAACUCGUGUGAGUAAUCUGCUCCAAGCCGCUGCCCCUUUUGCAUACAGGGUGAUCGUUUUUAAUUUAUAUGGAAUUUUAAAAAUAACCUGUUGCAGAAAACGUAAUUGUAGUCCUUGAGCUUGAUUGUCCUGAGAGGCGGACCGGGAGAUUAGUUACUUGAGAAAUCGAAACGCAUAUUCAGCUAAUUAACAAAAACUCACUACUUAUAUUUUGAAUUCGUUACUUUAGCGCAGAUAUUGCAACUUAACUAAUGUAGCCGUUCAGUUUGCAAGGCGUAUCCACUUGUAAUAAAUUUCCAGAAUAACCACAGUUUUGAGAUAUGCGCCAUCAAAUUUUGCCCUAAAAAUGCGCUCUUGUUCCUCUUAUGUAUAUAGAAACUUUAUUGAAGUGAAUGGUUCUAUGAGGAGCAAGUGGGUCGUAUCCUCAGUCCAGGGCUGUUGUUCCACUUACUUUUUCAACACGACGUCCUUUCAUGAAUUCAACUACAAAAGUAACUGGAUGGGAAAUAUCUCGAAACUUGUGUCACCUUGUAAAUUAAUUUCGAGUGGAUACCUCUCGCUAGCUCACCGGCUACAAUUUGUAAAUUGCAAUAUGUGUCAAGUAAUUAAUUCACAGGGUAAAUAUUGAAUUUUCGCUAAUUAUUUGAAUAUGUGUUUCGAGUUCUCGUGAUAGUAUUGUCGCCUCUUCGAAUAAUCAAGCUGAAGAACAACAAUUAGGCUGUCUAGCAGAGGCGAUUUUUAAAAUUUCAGCAGAACUUAAAAAUGAUCACCCUGUAUAACAUGCUGCGCUUAUAAAGAGUGGCGCAGGUAGCUUGGCUACUCCAAUUUUGCUUGCAUUUUGUUGCAAUCAUGCAUCGGCCCAUCUUUCGACAGCUUGACAACAAUUUCGACAAUAGAAUUUAGUUUUCGUAAGACUGGGUAGAAUAUUCUUUCGAUCGUAGAACGAGCCAAAAUUUGCAAACAUUAUUAAAACAGUGGAAGUAAUAAGGUAUGGCGUAAAGUGCACGGAUCCUUGAAUGCCGCAUUUUAAUUGAUUUGUGAUGCACUGAAAAAAAGCAGGCCACGAACGAGUGCGAGUUGUUCCAGUUAGGAUACUCACCGGUGGCUUGUUUUUGCCGAGUUCGAAAGUGCUGACAGGAAUUAUUUGAUACUGCUUGCUAGUUUGGCUAGCUGAAGAAAGCUUCAGAUUGAAUCAAAACAAGGGAACAAGCACUUGACAAAUGUUUAUGAGCGCCCGUUUGAAGUUGACCAUAUCGCUGAACAAUGGCAGCGCGAAUCCAGUGAAUCCGGGGAAUCCCACGCGAAUCCGGUGAAGCGUCACUUUUCGCAUUUUCAUAAUCAGUCAUAGCAUUUUCAGGUCGCUAACACUAAAAUCGUGACGCGUACUAAUGAAGCUGUGUCGAAACCAAAAUAUUUCCUUAUUUUCUCACGUACUCCUUGGCGUCUCGUUUUCCUUGCGAGGCAGACCAGUGACGGACGUGUGAAACAUUAUCGCGAAACGUUCUUGCGUGCAAGCAACUAUGCGUUUGCAGGCACAGAGCCAUGAUUGAGGCCACUUAGCUCCUAAAUCUCUUUUUCCCUCCAGCACAAGCAAAAGCUAAGUUACCUGCUUCUUGUAUUUUGCAUUCACAUUUUAUUUUGUUUGUUUGUUUUUCUUUCUUGUUGAGUCCAACACCCUUUUAAUAGACUGAGCUGAACUCACCAACCUGGAAGUCGAAUAAUCGGUGUGGCAAAUGCAUUUUUGCCAAGCCAAAAAGUUGCACCGAUGCCCUUCCCAGGUGUGUGAUAUAUCGACAGCGCACAUCAGCCAUUCCAAAUGACUUUGACCAGUGUAGUUGACAGCGUGUGCUCAUGUCGCGAAAUAACACCAAUGAGCAAUGAAUGUGCUUGAAUGAGAUUUGGUGUAUAAUUGUGAAUAACCUUGUUCUGGAAUUGUGACAUUGUUCUUAAAAGAUUGCGUAACCACGGCCUAAGAUGUACAUAUUUGCAAAUCACACACACAAAAAAACAAGAAUCCUGUAUAAAGAAAGUUUGAA